Molecule: messenger RNA, 1656 nt
Organism: Didymella exigua CBS 183.55
Lineage: Eukaryota; Fungi; Ascomycota; Dothideomycetes; Pleosporales; Didymellaceae
Product: glycoside hydrolase family 43 protein
Exons: 3
Coding region: 304-1530 (408 amino acids)
Biological process (GO): carbohydrate metabolic process
Molecular function (GO): hydrolase activity, hydrolyzing O-glycosyl compounds
Source: RefSeq, a predicted model, not a curated record
AGGGAAUUGAAACGGACCGUCUCAGCAAGCUCUCUACAGACGCUUCCCGAGCGCCAUGACGUCACGUUACGUACCUCAUGUGACAAAGUCAUGUGCGCCCCACUGCACUUGUGGCUGAGGCCAGAUGCUCCUUCUUGAGCAACUUCUUGCUUUGCUUCAUUUGCACCUCAGGGUCUGGUUCUGUUUACAUCGCUCUGAAAUCAAUCAACAACUCUGUCAACAUCGCAAAUAACAGUUGCGAAGCAAGCAGCAAGAGCUAGAUUCAAAAAGGAGGUCGAGCAAGAGAAGGAUCGUAUCGCUGCGAUGGCUUUCCCAGGGCAGCAACAAGUGCAGCAGCAGAUGCAUAUGCAGCAGCCGCCGUACAAUGACUCCAUCUUGACCAUCACGGAGAAGAGCUGUGCCGACCCGUAUGUGCUGUUCGAUAAGGGCACGUAUUACAUGACAUGGACCACAGGUUGUUCGGUUGAGAUAUGGUCGGCGGAGAGUCUGUUUGAUUUUGAGAAGAGGUGUAAGAAGGAUAUCAUCUGGUGGGCUCCGAAAGACCAGCCAUACUCUGGCGACGUGUGGGCGCCAGAACUCCACUCCAUCCACGGCCGCUGGUAUGUGUACUUCGCAGCCGCUGAUCCGAAACACGGCAACAAGUCCCACCGCAUGUUCAUCCUCGAAGGCCCACCUGCAGACCAAUCGCCCCUGGUACCCGACAACUGGAAAUUCUUCGGCCGUGUCGGCGGCCUGCCCGACGAUCAGUGGGCCAUCGACGGGACCGUCAUCACCCUCGGUGGCACAAUGUACUUCGUCUACUCCGGCUGGCCGCCCGGCGUGCACGAGAACGAGUCCCGACAAGAAAUCUACAUCAUCCAGAUGACCUCUCCAACACAAUGCACUGGACACCCCAUCCGCAUCAGCACGCCCGACUUGCAGUUCGAAUUCUCCGGCGCCAGCGGCAUCAAUGAAGGACCGCAGUUCCUCUGUUCGCCCGACGGACGCUGGAUCGGCAUCGCAUACUCGUGCGCUGGCUCCUGGACGCACGAGUACAAGAUGAACGUCUUGUACUGGACCGGCGGGCAUGCGCUCGAUCCGCAGUCAUGGUGCAAAUCAAACAGGCCCUUGCUGCAAGCCAGCCGCGACGAUAGUCCCCCGUACGGCCCAGGCCACGGCAACUUCGUGCUCGUCAAUGGCCCCGGCGGGCCAGAGGUGUGGGGUGUUUUCCACGCCACCGACGCGAAGACGGGCUGGGAGGGCAGGAAAGCGCGGCUUAUGCGUGUGGGAUGGGCUCAUGGGGGGCCGUUCAUGGGCAGCGGAGAGUGUGGACGCUGCUGCAGUGAUGUUAACCAUUUCAUUCAAGGCUGUCCCGGGGGCCAGUGCGGUGGCAAGGGACACGCGGGAGGUGCUGGCGGUGCUGGAGGACAGUAUGUUCAGGGCGAUGCACAUGGCGUGCAUGGGAAUGCGAGUGAUAGUGCGAACGUGAAGAACGAGCUGAAGAACCUGGCGAAGCAGGGGAAGGGCUUGAUUAGUAAGUUUCUCAAGUAACUUAUCUUAAACCAUGAGGGUCUGUUUGCGAGGCGUUGCGAGCCGUGUAGGCGUGCGGUAAAUGUAAGAAAGCUCGGAGAGGGAAGUUAUAGAAUUGUGGCCUGUUUCUGUAUGCAGAGUUUCCAG